AUGAAAAAGAAAAAUUUAUUUCUUGCUAAAAAACCAGAAGACAGUGCUUUAAACUAAUAUUGGUUUUCAGAAUAAACAAUUGAAUUCUUGGUUGAUCAUAUUGAGUCUAUUUAUUAAAAUGGAUAGAAGAUAGCAUUCCUAUCAACUCCAUCAAUUUAUUGUAGUUUGAAAAAUUAAGAAGUAAAAUAAAACUCAUCUCUUUUUGAAUUUGAUAUGAAAUUGAAUAAAGAGAAAGGAUUUGUGUUUUAUGAUUUCAAUAAGCCAAUUGAAGGUUUAGAAUAAUUCAAAAAUAGUUUUGAUAUAAUAUUGAUUGAUCCUCCAUUUAUAACAGAAGAAGUGUGGAGCAAAUAUGCUUAAACAAUAAAUUAUAUAAGAAAGGAAGAUGCAAAGAUUUUGUGUUGUUCAAUAAAAGAGAAUGCAAAAAUGCUAUAGAACUUAAUAAAUGUUGUGCCCUAACAAUAUAAACCUUCAAUCCCACACUUAAUAUAUCAAUAUGACUUUUAUUGUAAUUACAACCAUGAAAUGUUAUAGAAGGUAAACGAAGAAAUAGGAUUUUGA
This is a messenger RNA of Paramecium sonneborni, 558 nucleotides long. Lineage: Eukaryota; Ciliophora; Oligohymenophorea; Peniculida; Parameciidae. The record is from the annotation of a GenBank genome assembly.